Messenger RNA from Zymoseptoria tritici IPO323, 695 nucleotides. RefSeq lists its product as uncharacterized. Gene Ontology annotation, biological process: 'de novo' IMP biosynthetic process. Gene Ontology annotation, molecular function: phosphoribosylglycinamide formyltransferase activity. Lineage: Eukaryota; Fungi; Ascomycota; Dothideomycetes; Mycosphaerellales; Mycosphaerellaceae. The transcript has a single exon. The record is from RefSeq and is a predicted model, not a curated record. Gene Ontology annotation, cellular component: cytoplasm. The coding region runs from base 36 to 695 and encodes 219 amino acids.
CCUCUCCGACCGGGCUGUUGAGACGCGACAGCAACAUGGCCCCUCCAACCAGGAUCACGGUACUCAUCUCCGGCUCUGGCACGAAUCUCCAAGCUCUCAUCGACGCCUCGAAAACAUCCUCGCUGUCGAAUACCACCUUUGUUCGUGUCAUAUCCGACCGCAAAUCUGCCUACGGCCUGAUUCGUGCCUCCAAUGCCAACAUCCCAACAAGCUACCACUCAAUCCUGCCAUACAAGAAGUCGCAUCCCGAUACCUCUUCCAACCCGACGUUCAAUGCAGCUCGCGAAGCAUACGAUGCAGAUCUCGCAAAGCUUGUGCUCGCCGAUGAGCCACAAUUAGUCGUUUGCGCUGGCUUCAUGCGGAUCCUAACUCCCUCUUUCCUUAACCCACUCGCAAUGGCAAAUGUGCCGAUCAUCAAUCUUCACCCAUCGCUGCACGGCGACUUGAUCGGAGCGGGAUGCAUUGAACGAGCAUGGGAGGAGUUCCAACAAGGCAGGCGAAAGAAGACGGGAAUCAUGAUACACUAUGUCAUCGCGGAAGUCGAUAUGGGAGAACCUAUCCUGCAGAAAGAGGUCGACAUCGAGGGCUGUACUUCGCUCGUAGACCUGCAGGCGAGGAUUCAUGAGGCGGAGCAUGUGCUCAUCGUUGAUGGCGCAAGCACUGUUGUCGAGAAGAUCAGGACGACGAGGGACUGA